Molecule: messenger RNA, 2335 nt
Organism: Phyllopteryx taeniolatus (common seadragon)
Lineage: Eukaryota; Metazoa; Chordata; Actinopteri; Syngnathiformes; Syngnathidae
Product: nuclear distribution protein nudE homolog 1-A-like
Exons: 9
Coding region: 455-1453 (332 amino acids)
Biological process (GO): establishment of mitotic spindle orientation; centrosome localization; microtubule nucleation
Cellular component (GO): centrosome; kinesin complex; kinetochore
Molecular function (GO): microtubule binding
Source: RefSeq, a predicted model, not a curated record
CGUAACUUGUGAUUGGUGGACGUUUCCGGACAAUAUGAAUGGCAGCGUGUAUUGUUCGCCGUUCCUAUCCCACGGCGGCAGCAACUUUUGUGACGCCCAGCUUGUGGUAAAGUGUGAUUUAAACUUCUCGGAAUAACAUCCAGACGGUAAACGUGGUCAUUAUUCGUUAAGAAAGUCAGUCAGCGGCGAGUGAGACGUUGGGCGUGUUUCGUCGCCUUUCCACGACACUUUCUCCCCGGAGACCUGCGGUGUGUUUAAGUCAGCUGGGAUUUAAAUGGUUAACUCCUUUUAGCAGGGACCGCUAACUUAUUUGCAUUAAAAAGCCGAGAGGAGGAGAUUCCAUUGACUCUCUUGUUCUUUGGAUUGCAAAGUUUGAGCUGCCUAACCCCUCCAGAAACGGCUUGACUGCAUCGACAAGUUGGGCCGCGUUUGGCUGCAUUCAGCCAGGCUGGGGAUGGAGAUGGAGGAUCCCGACACUCCAGACUUUGGAUCCUUGAAGGAGGAAGUUCACUACUGGAAGGAGAAGACUGCCAAGCACCGGCAGAGUGCUGAGGAAGCCCAGGAAGAGCUGCAGGAGUUCCAGCAAAUGAGCCGCGACUACGAGGCAGAGCUGGAAGCAGAGCUCAAAGUGUACGAGACGAGGAACCGUGAGCUGCUGGCCGCUAACAACCGCUUGCGAAUGGACCUCGAAAACUACAAGGAGAAGUACGGCACACAGCACUCGGAGGCGUGUCGUCAGAUGUCGACGCUGGAGGGCGAACUGGCCGAAGCAACGUCCAUUCGCGACCACCUGCACAAGUACAUCAGGGAGCUGGAACAGGCCAAUGACGACCUGGAGCGAGCCAAGAGGGCCACCAUCAUGUCUUUGGAAGACUUUGAGCUGCGCAUGAACCGGGCCAUCGAGAGGAACGCCUUCCUGGAGAGCGAGCUGGACGACAAGGAGAACCUUCUGGAGUCCGUGCAGAGGCUCAAGGAUGAAGCCAGAGACCUACGCCAGGAGCUCGCCGUGCAGCAGAAGCAGCAGACGCACACGACCAACACCUCCACAGAGCCUUCCUCCUCCUCCUCAUCAUCAUCGUCGGCGCCCUUCCCCUCGCCGCCCCUCACACCUCCAGACAAAAAGACUGAAGACAAAAUGUCCGCCAACACGCACAUCCGAGCGCCCUCCGCACCCAAAACGCCGUCCGUCGACACGGGUGACAGUAGCACGUCUGUGAGUCCUCUGACGACGUCGGCCAGAAUUUCUGCGCUCAACAUUGUCGGCGAGCUGCUCAGGAAAGUCGGGAAUCUGGAAUCCAAGCUGGCGUCGUGUCGCGAGUACGUCCACGAGCAGCCGGCCGGCCGCAGACUCCCGGCCGAGAAUCUCCCCGCCGCGCCGCCCGCCAACGGACACUACCACAAAGGGCUGGUCAAGAGGUUGGACUUCGGAACUGGAGCCAAACUGCUGCUGUGAGACGAGAUUUCAGACCUCUCGGGCCUUUCCUGGUGUGGCCACGAGUGUGUGAGAGAACAAAUCGGCACUCGCACUUAACUCACUGACUGACUUUUUUUUUUUUUUUUUGGUACGACACUGUUUUUUUCUGCUGUGGCAGACCAUAGGAAAAGUGACAUUUGUGUUCGUCACGUCAAAAAUGGUUUUGUGUGAAGAUGAGUAUUGCAGCCACACUGGGGGGGAAAGCAAUACUGAGAUUGAAGUUAGAUUUUUUAAAUUACUUUUUCCAGACCAAAAAAAAAAAAUAAAUCAUCAUCUUAUUAUGGAGGAAAAAAGAUUGAAAAGUCUUUUAGUUUUUCAGGGAUAAAUGGUGUUUUUCUAGAAAUAUUUUGGUACUGUAAAAAAAACAUUACAUGAAUAAAUCCAUUUUAUUUUUAAAACGACAUUACAAGAAUAGUCAGAAAUGGUGGCAAGUUACGACAGAUUUUUUCCCCCCUCAAGAUUAGUCUGAUUUCAAGAAAAAAAAGGUGAAGUUAUCUCAGAUGACCUUUUAUCUGAAAAAACUGCUUAAUUUUUUUUUCAUCAUGCAGUAUAUUUUCUUUUCAGUGUGGUCGUCAUGCGCCAUAAUUUUCAACUUUUACAAACUAGAAAACAAGCACUUUUUUUUUCCAGUCCUGGUGCCUCCAACACCGUGUGGCCAUUUGUGGUACUGCGCUUAGAAUUGCCUUCCUUCAUAGUGUUAAUGUAUCAUGUUUUUACAGAAACAUGUCUGAGAUGUUGUUGUUGUUGUUUAUGUCGUUUUAGGAAAUGUUGAAGCUCUUUGAGCCUAUUUUAAAUGAAUAGCUUUGCUUUACCGGCUCGGCACUGGCUCUUUAUAUUUUCAAUAAAGAAUUUGUUUUUCUA